AGAGAAGAAGAGAGAACAGAACUGCUGGGAUUUCGUAGUGAGAGGACGUACAGAGACUUUCCUUAUGUACAGAUUACCUAGCAUUGUAUACAGGAUGUGACAGGAAAACCUUUGUGAUCAUGUUGCGAUAUGACCGAUGCGCAUUAAAAGGCUACUCUAUGGAUUACCUAUGCACCUUAGAAAAUGUAUGAAAGAAGCGUAUUGGAGAGCUUGGAAAACCUAUGAAUUAAGGAUUUGUCAACUGACAGCGGAUUUUACUACUGUGUGUAUAUCAGCCUCCUGUGUCCAUUCAGAGCAGCGUCCUGAUUCCUGCUGAAUUCCGGGUCCUUUAAUCAAGUAACGCGGAGGAGAGCUAUAAUUCUUGGAUCAGAAAAGAGCUCACUGCAUUUCUUCCUUCAUCAAACACAUUGAUAAAAACACUACAUAGCUUCAGUACAGUUUGGCAAUGUUUUUGAUAAGAGACUCUGGGCUUUUAAUCUGGACUCCUGUUUGGAUUAAAAAAAUGGAUUAUAUGAGGAGGUGUGCUGCCUGUCCUGGAGAUGACGAGAAAAGAUAAAUAACAAUCAUAUUGUACCCCUGGCACCAGCCCAUCAUAAGCAACGCAUAACUGACCCGUCUCUCUGGAUUGUAGUUCUUUCAUUUAUAUUUAUUUUUUAGCAUGUAAUUGUUUUUUUAAUGAAUUUGUAAAGUUUUCUUUCAUUGCUGAAACUGCCUGGAGUCUUCAACACCAUCUUAGAAAGCAAUUCACUGUGUAAUUCCAGAAGACAUUCAGCAAAUGUUUUGUUAAUCCAGAAUUUAUAGAAUUCUGUUGUUUUAUUACUAUUAUUAUUGUUAUUUUGUUAAUUUAUUUAUUUAUUUGCCAUACUUUCACAAUGGCUGCAGCUUAUAAACUUGUUGCUCAUAAAGUCACAUGUUAUAAUAGUGUAGUCUUGGAUAAGAGGAUUCAGAAUGUAAUUCAUUACUGCCCUGGAAUUUGUCAGGUUCAUAGACUUGGAGUACAGUGUAUGGUCACUCACCACAGUGUUUGCUCAGAGCUGCUCAAACCCCCUGAUAUAUCUUCUUUCAACGUUGGAGAUGUUUCGCGUAACAUACCCAGUGGAGAGACUGUGAUAAUAAGUGAGGACUAUGCUCAUCUCAAUCCAAGAAUAAAGAAGCCUUCUGCUGUCCAAUGUACUGCCAGCCUAAAAGACAUAACUGGUGAAGCUAUAAAUCUUGCCAGUGGUAAAACCAAGGAGUUCUCUUUUGAAAAGCUUAGAAGCUCCACAAACCAGCAUGCCAAUCUCAGGAAAGGAAGAAAGGUCCGCCCAGAUUCUUUUAGUAGAAAAUCUGCAGACUAUGACUAUAUCUAUGGUCAAUUUGCUAAUAAUGAAAACUGCCCUCCCUUUGGCUUUUCAACAACACAAGGGUUAGAGGCAAAAACAGCACUUUCAAACAGUAAUUCAUUUGAAGAUUCCAUUCAUAGCAUGAGUGCUUUAUAUUUGCAGGGGCUUUCAGAUGAAAACCUCAUUAAUCAGAUUCUCAAGAAACACAAGCUGGACAAUUCAGAAUCAGGAGAAGACAUUAAAAUGUGCCUGGACAUUCUACUCAAGUGCUCGGAUGACCUGAAGAAGUGCACCAAUAUCAUCAAGCAGUGCAUCAAAAACAGGUCAAUGGGAAUCUCUGGCAGCAGUAUGGGAGAAGGAAAAGGGUCUGAUCAUUUCCCAAACCCUGAGAUUAUUUACAUGAAUGUUAUGGCAAGACUAUCAUCCUAUUUGAAACAGCUUCCCUUUGAAUUAGAACAUGGACCUCAUGGGAUCCAUGAACGUAGUGAUCUAGCAGAGCUUGUUAGUAGCAUUCACAGUCUACAGCAGCAUCCCUUCUCCCCCAUAUAUGGUCUAGAGCAGCCUCCUAAGUAUGAAGAUGUUGUUCAGACACCACCUUCACUGACAGGCCUGUCUUUGGCCAGCACUGAACAUAAAGAAAAAACACCACAAAUUAGCAAUGCAGUUGAAGCCAUUACAAUAAAAUCAGUGCCUUCAGUUGCACCUCCUCUACCUGCUAAAACCUGGCAGCGAGGUAACCAAAAAAAUCAAACAGGGUCUGUGAAAAAUCGUUCAGCGCCUUCUCAUCAAGCUAAUUCUAUAGCUGACCCACCUUAUGGGAUGAACGUGGAAAGAUCAUCAAGAAAUUCAAUGGAAAAACUUUUCAUUGAGGAGGAUUCAGAUUUGGAACAAAAUGUAAAGAAAAGUUCAGCAAGUUUAUGUAAGUCUGGGUUAUCUGGCCAGUUAUUAACUGAAAGGGAAAAGCAACACAAAUCAUAUGUCAACCAUAACUCUGUUGAGGCUUCUGUGAAGUCUUCCAUUAAUUCAACAAUUUCUUGUUUUGGUAAUGAAGAAACAAGAAUGGCCAUACCUGCUUACAAUAUGCAUUCAUCAGCCCCAAGUAAGGCGCCCAAAAGCAAUGACCAAGAGGAAAUUGACAAGUUACUCUUGGACUUGGAACGUUUUUCUCAAAAAAUUGAGAGCACACUAAAGAACCCUCCAAUUUCUUCUGCAGAAACAUCAAAUGCACAAUCUGGAUUUGCUGUUUUCGAACAUGAAUCAAAUUUGCAAUCUUUCCCAGCAGUACAAUCAAAGGAAGCCAGUGGACAGAAAUUGGCUGAUGAUGAUCGCAAUCUUUUGGUACGCAUAUUGGGAAGCAUUGAGGACUUUGCCCAAGAACUUGUUGAAUGGCGCACAGGUAAAGGAACUUUGUCUAAGCAAAAAGAAGUUAUGCAGAUCCUCAAGGAAAACUUGGUUUCUCCGUCCUCAGUAUCUAAUCAACACUAUAGCCAAGACAUGCAUCCUGGGCCUACAUUGUUAAUUCAGCAGACCCCAGAAGUCAUCAAGGUUCAAAGUAAACAAGAGAAGAAGCCGGGUACCCCUCCUCCUGCCCCUGUGAACACACCCGUUAUACCUCGUCCAGUUUCUCCUCCUCCACCCACCACCGCAGCUGCCAACAGUACGCAACUCUCCCUAAACAUUCCACGUUUCUACUUCCCGAAAGGGUUACCCAAUCCCACCCCCGGCCUAGAAGACUCUAUUGCUGCAGCCGAAGCUGCUUUUUCCAGCAUGGAGGAUGAGAAGGCAGAUAUCUAUGAAAUGGGGAAGAUUGCCAAGGUGUGCGGUUGUCCUUUAUUUUGGAAGGCAGCCAUGUUUAAUGCAGCUGGUGGAGAGAGGACAGGCUUUGUAUCUGUGCAUUCAUUCAUAGCCAUGUGGAGAAAGUUACUACAGAGCUGCUAUGAUGAUGCCUCCAAAUUUAUUUACCUCUUAACAAAGCCAGGUUGCAAUUUUCUGGAACAAGAAGAUUUCAUCCCCCUACUUCAGGAUAUUGUGGAUACACAUCCCGGAUUAACUUUCCUCAAGGAGGCUCCUGAAUUCCACUCUCGGUACAUUACUACAGUAAUUCAGAGAAUAUUCUAUACCGUGAAUAGGUCAUGGUCUGGCAGAAUAACCCUCACAGAGCUGAGGAGAAGUAACUUUCUGCAGACACUAGCUCUUCUGGAAGAGGAAGAUGACAUUAACCAAGUGACAGACUACUUCUCCUACGAACAUUUUUAUGUGAUCUACUGCAAGUUCUGGGAGCUGGAUACAGACCAUGACCUCUACAUUGACCAGAAAGACCUAGCCAGAUAUAAUGACCACGCGUCUUCUCAAAGAAUAAUUGAAAGGAUAUUCUCUGGUUCAGUGACUCGGGGAAAUGCUGUGCAGAGAGAAGGAAGAAUGAGCUAUGCAGAAUUCGUCUGGUUCUUGAUUUCGGAGGAAGACAAGAAAAACCCCACCAGCAUUGAGUACUGGUUCCGUUGCAUGGAUCUGGAUGGAGAUGGAGUUUUGUCCAUGUAUGAGCUGGAAUACUUCUAUGAGGAACAAUGCGAGAAGAUGGAAACCAUGGGAAUUGAGCCAUUGCCUUUCCAGGAUCUGCUUUGCCAGUUACUUGAUCUGGUGAAACCAGAAACAGAAGGACACAUAACUCUACGAGAUCUCAAAAGAUGUCGAAUGGCUCAUAUAUUUUAUGACACCUGCUUUAACCUUGAGAAGUACCUGGACCACGAACAAAGGGAUCCCUUUGCUGUGCAAAAGGAUGUAGACAGUGAAAUUCCUGAACCUUCAGACUGGGACAGAUAUGCAGCUGAAGAAUACGAGAUACUAGUUGCAGAGGAAUCUGCAACCGAACAGUUAAGAGAGGGGUCUUUUGAGGAUGACUACGAGGGGGAAGAGAUCAACUCUGCUCCUGAAAUUGCAAACAAGAUGGACAAAUUAGUUAUCACAGACCUAACAGCGUGAACAGGAUGUAUCCACCUGUCCUUGGGCAAUCAGCAUGGCCAGGACCUGCCUAUAUUUAUGGACUAAAUCACACAGACUUUAAGGAUAAAUUUUAAAUAUAUUUUUAAAAAAGAUUUGUGAAGAGAAGAGCUUUGUUUUAUAAACUGCAAUAUGAAAUUUGAAAUUCAUAUUUUUUUUUCUCUGCAUCAAGGGUGAGUGUAAACUUUUUGGCUGUUUAAGAAAUAAGUAGCCUAUGUGCAAUAUGUCUUAAAUAGAAUGUGUUUUUGCAACAGUAGUGUCUUGCUCUAAAACUUUUCCUCCUUGUAGAUGUAUUUAUAUGUCCAUGUAAUCGUACAGUUUCAUAAAGUUUUAUAGUUUUCUUAUUCAUCAAUGCCCAAAUCAGGUUCUUGAGUGCCAAACACAGCCCGUAAUGUUAGUUCUCUGUACUUGAACCAAAUUCAGUUAUUUUGAUUCAGUCACGUGGACAGAGCUAAUAAAGUUCUGUUUUCUAUGAGGCCUUCAAGAUCAGGUUUGGGCACAUAUAGUAUAAGUGUUGACCAGACUACUUGUAUAGUAAUUUAUUUCAUCAGACCCAUUAGUGCAGGGGCUUAACUUCUGCUAACCAAAUAAACCAGAUUUUACAAA
Bombina bombina (fire-bellied toad) is the source of this 4925-nucleotide messenger RNA. RefSeq names its product protein phosphatase 2 regulatory subunit B''alpha (gene PPP2R3A). The coding region runs from base 873 to 4301 and encodes 1142 amino acids. Gene Ontology annotation, molecular function: calcium ion binding; protein phosphatase regulator activity. Gene Ontology annotation, biological process: protein dephosphorylation. The record is from RefSeq and is a predicted model, not a curated record. Gene Ontology annotation, cellular component: protein phosphatase type 2A complex. The transcript has 16 exons. Lineage: Eukaryota; Metazoa; Chordata; Amphibia; Anura; Bombinatoridae.